AAUAUCUGGAAAAGUAACCUUUUUUAUAAGGGUACUAUAUUAGUAGAUCUUUAUUUAUUUUCUCGCUCUUUCGUCCAUUGAUAAGCCAAUAUAAGUAGUCUCGUUGAAUUUGAGCCGGAAAUAUUUGUUUAGGGAAUAAGAAAAGUAGACGAGUCAGAGCAGAGACAUCGAUCGUGGUGUGUUUUCUCUUCAAAAUUCAUAAGAAAAAAUAGAGAAAAUUACAGAAAAAACAGAGGAAGAGGUUGAGAUGGAGGAAAUGGCAGGACUUUUGAGAAUCCGAGUGAAGAAAGGGAUCAAUCUCGCUAAACGAGACACUCUAAGCAGCGACCCUUUUGUCGUCAUAACCAUGGGAACACAGAAGCUGAAGGGUCGUACUGUGGCAAAUAACUGCAACCCAGAGUGGAACGAGGAAUUGACACUUGCAAUCAAAGAUUCCAAUGAACCUUUGAAUCUGAUCGUGUAUGAUAAAGAUACAUUCACGUCGCACGACAAGAUGGGAGAUGCGGAGAUAGAUAUCAAGCCGUUCCUAGAGGUUCUCAAACUGGGUUUGCAAGAACUCCCAGAUGGAACAGAGAUCAAGAGAGUUUUGCCCACCAAAGACAACUGCUUGUCUGAAGAGAGCAGAAUCAUCUUCAAUAAUGGCAAGAUCGUUCAGGACAUGAUUCUUGUGUUGAGGAAUGUCGAAUGCGGCGAAGUCGAGAUUCAGCUUGAAUGGAUUGAGAUUCCAGGUUCUAGAGGACUGUGAAACGAAAUUGAAGUAUCUUGAUGGUUCUUAAACUCUCAUUGUGUGUAAUAACAAAAAAAGAUCUAAGUUUGUUUUGGCUUUCUGACAAAAUCGCAAUAAGCAGAACAGAGUACUUACUCUGUUUUGUAAUGGAAAAGUUUGGCUAUAAAUUUUAAACCGUUUCUAGUUUCCC
Eutrema salsugineum is the source of this 917-nucleotide messenger RNA. RefSeq names its product protein C2-DOMAIN ABA-RELATED 7. Bases 248 to 745 code for a protein of 165 amino acids. The transcript has 3 exons. NCBI's taxonomy places the organism in Eukaryota, Viridiplantae, Streptophyta, Magnoliopsida, Brassicales, Brassicaceae. The record is from RefSeq and is a predicted model, not a curated record.